Molecule: messenger RNA, 1032 nt
Organism: Paramuricea clavata
Lineage: Eukaryota; Metazoa; Cnidaria; Anthozoa; Malacalcyonacea; Plexauridae
Source: the annotation of a GenBank genome assembly
AUGGCGGAAAGCGAAGUCGGAAAACCGAAACGAAAGAAACUGCGCAAAGACGAAGCCGAGACCUCAGAAGUUCGUACGUUCAAACUAAACUUAUCCGAGUGUCCAGAAUGGGUAGGCACGCUAAACGACAAAGAAUUGUUUCAAAUUUUUAAAAUCGGUGUUGCAGUGAAGGAAUCAAUUACGAUGAACAUUACUGGAGGCCAGGACUUGUUUGAUGACGUUUUGGAUCAAGUUCAAGUCACAGAAAGCAAACUGGAAAGGAAAAUUGACGAGGUACUCGUGCCACUUAGAAAUUAUGAAAGUCGGUUGACACAACUGGCACUGACGCCAGCUUCAAAAGGUGCCGUUGGUGAAUUUGUAGUACUAUCAGUGCUCGAGGAUGGUUUACCUCAACACACGGUCGAGGACGUUGCCAAAAAAAAAGACGAAUGCGGAGACAUCCAUGUCACAUCCACAGUCUCUGGACUAACACACCUUUUAGAAGUGAAAACACACAAAAAUACUGUAUCUGCACCGGAAAUUCAAAAAUUUGAGGAGGAUCUUAGAGCAAAUAAACAUUUCAUCAAGGUCGGAAUUUUGCUUUCACUGAAAAGUAGCAUAGCAAUGCGGGCAAAGUAUGGAAAAUUUGAGAUAACAUAUGAAGAUGGGCAAUAUUUUAUUUACGUGCCCAAUGCUCGCAAGGAGGAAAAUUUGAUUGUUUGGAGUGUAUUGCUUGCAGACGAGUUGGCUGCUUUAGACGAAGAACUCACUGACAGCCAGACCCAGGAACUUCUGAAGUUGCAGAAGAAAUUCCAAGCGAAUAUGGAGAAGACUAAGGCAUGUCGAUCGAGAUUUAAUUCCCUAAAGAAAAUAGUCGAUGAUCUGGAGAAAAUCCUAAUGCCUUUGUUACAUGUAAUCGAUGGAGCUAAGACUGAUCUCAACAAAGCCUUGCAUCAAAGAGGAAAACCCAGUCCAAAGAAAGCGGCUUCUUUUCCCGGCUCGUCACAGAAGACAAACGAAUACUUAAUUUCAGUUUCUGAUGAAGACGAUUGA